CGAGUUUCGGCCAGCAAAUGCGUUUCACCUUUCAUAUCGCCAUUAAGUGUCUCCUCUCACCCAGAAGACUCCCUCUCCAGUGAAGAUGGCUGUAAUGAAGUUUUUGGUUUACUUUACGUGCUUCUUUUUGUCUCAGGGUUUAGUUUUUGGUGAUGACUAUGGUGAAAUUGGAAACGAGAUCACACUUACUCCAAGCAUCCGUGGGAAGCCGGAAGAAAUACUGUGGACACUUAAUGGAAACAAGGUUCUAGAAUACGAUGGGAGUGAGGUGACGAAAUACGGCUCAUUUAAAGACCGCGUGGAAGUUGAUUUUGAAACGGGACAGCUCACAAUAAGAAAACUAAACAGCCAAGACAGUGGCAGAUAUCGGUCUGAAAUUUGGAUCAAUAAAAAGGCUCAAGUCUCCAGUCAAAAUUUGAUAGUUUUGGACGCCCUGCCAGAGCCCCGGGUGACCUGUGAAAUGGAUGAGACUACAAACGUUAAAACCCUGUCCUGUUCGGUGAAAUCUCAGACUCAGCCAAGCUAUGAAUGGAUUGGACCUGAUGUGAAACAGACGGGACCAACACUUCUCGUUAACGAACAGGAGGAAAACAGUAACCCAAUCUAUAGCUGCACCGUGAAGAAUAAAGCUGGAAGCAGGACCACCGACUUUGAUCUGAAAGACUGCCACACAGGUGGAGUAAACCUUGCUGUGCUUGUUCCAGUCUUAAUAGUUAUACUUCUCGUUAUUUUGCUUGCUUUGCUGGCGCUGUACCUCUACAGGCGUAGAAAACAAAAGUUAGGGAAGUCUGAAUUGAAAAAAAUGGACCUCGAAAACGGUGAAUGUGAUACACUGUUGAGAAAUGGAGUCCCGAUGGAGGCUAUGCCAGGUUCACUUGAAGCCACACUCCCUUGUCGUACCAGACUUACCGCUCCAAAAGAGUCUAUUGCUGAUAAAAAUUGGGAUCAGGACAGUGAAUCGGAGGAUGCAGGAGAAACUCGUGAAGAAGAAAAACCUUUGAAGGAAAGUCUGCAAUUUGCUAUAACAGAAAUAAACAAAGAGACCGAAGGAGAAUUAGAAAUAAAUCAGAAAAACUGUGAAAAUGCAGAUGAAGCAGAAGAAAAAGCUAACAGCAAAGCUGAUGAAAGAGAGGCAGAGAACCAGAAAUCCUUACAAACCCAAGAAGACAUGGAGAAAAGUCAAAUGAAAAAUGAGAGCGAAGAUGGAGAGGAGUCACCUGAGGAGCAGAUUGAGACCCAAGAAGAACAGGACUCUAAAGACACGGAUACAAAAGAGGAAGACCAGUCAACAGACGAGAAAAAAGAGCAGGAAGAAGAAAAUGAAGGGAUGGAUAGCUACAACGCAGUGGACACAGGAGAUGCAGCAGAACAACUCCACAAAACUGAGAAGAGCAGCCAGAAUGAAAAAGAUGAUGAGCAGAACAAGAGCCCAUGUUCAUCUGUUGAUGACCAGAAGACAGAAAGAGAAAAGGAGGAAAACCACGAGGGGACAGGAAGAAUACACACAGCUGCUUCUUGUAAUCCACCUUUGCUUGGUGAAGCUCCCAGUGAUCCUGUGGAUUCACCUUCUAAGCUGGACAUCAGUGUCCCAUCUUCAAACCCGAAUAUGGAAUUAGAAAAUAAACAAGCUGCAUUUUUCCAUCAAGAGGACGAUGAAGAUGAAGAACAGACGGACAAGAGCAGUGACUAAGAACAAGCAUGAAGGACAAAAAUGAUGUUCCAGAAAUUAAAGAAACGAAAAAUAAGCUUUUAAUAGAUUGUGACGUAAAGAGCACUGACCCAGACAACACAAAAAAUGACACGUCCCCCAUAGGCCAAGAAAAAAGAAACGGAGACCAACAGCUUCUCAAAACACGAAAUGAAGGAAAUCAGAGAACAGGGUUUUAAUAAAUAAUGCUGUACAGAACGUGAUGAUAAAGUUUACAGCGGGGAAGAUGGAAAGGGCUCCGUUUUAUCAGCUGUUAAAGAGGAAGAGAAAAUCUGAAGAGACAGAAAACACUCGAGUGGCAAAGUGUGUGCUUGAACAAAGUGUGGAGAAGUAAUAUUCAUACAAAUAGUGCUGUAAGCUUACUAUGUAGAACCAUGAAUGCAGUACAGUUUAUUUUACAUGAUUGUGCUGAAACUUACUUUUUUCUGUGUGUCUGUAAAUAUGCGUAAGUAGCACAUUAAGCACUUGUAUAUGCAUGCAUCAGACAGGCAGCUCGCUGUGUUUUGGAACAGUGUCACAAAACGGUGAAAUGAAAACGAGAAGGCCAACAGAAAUAUAAUAGAAGUAGAGGAUGCUGAACAAAUGAUGAAGAUGACAAUGUGUGAGAAUACAUCUUAAUAUAAUUUUAUGCUAAAACUGUUGUAUGUACCAAUGGAUUGUUUAUAAUCAUGGUAAUUAUUUAGCUAAGUCAUGAUUUAUUUUAUUUUUUGAAGGGCUAACAAUUUAUCUGUGCCAUGAUUAAAAUUUUACGCUACUAAUUUAACCUUUGUUUUAGUACAUUGAUUUGUUGCCGGAUUGCUAAUAUUUAUUUAGUUAUUUUCAGUCGUUAUAUAUGUCCAGAUGCCUAUAAAUUGAGAUGUUUCCAACGCUAUUUUUUAUGUAUGUGUUCAUGUUUAUUUUGUGUAAAGUUUGGAACGACACAAGGUGAUUAAAUGACGACUUAUUGUU
This is a messenger RNA of Puntigrus tetrazona (Sumatra barb), 2656 nucleotides long. It is a transcript of the gene cd58, whose product is annotated as CD58 molecule. The record is from RefSeq and is a predicted model, not a curated record. Lineage: Eukaryota; Metazoa; Chordata; Actinopteri; Cypriniformes; Cyprinidae. The transcript is spliced from 10 exons. The coding region runs from base 86 to 1690 and encodes 534 amino acids.